Messenger RNA from Phaeoacremonium minimum UCRPA7, 918 nucleotides. Its product is annotated as putative mitochondrial intermembrane space import and assembly protein 40 protein. NCBI's taxonomy places the organism in Eukaryota, Fungi, Ascomycota, Sordariomycetes, Togniniales, Togniniaceae. Gene Ontology annotation, cellular component: mitochondrial intermembrane space. The coding region runs from base 1 to 918 and encodes 305 amino acids. The record is from RefSeq and is a predicted model, not a curated record. Gene Ontology annotation, molecular function: protein-disulfide reductase activity. Gene Ontology annotation, biological process: protein import into mitochondrial intermembrane space. The transcript has 3 exons.
AUGUUUCGCGCCGCCAUCCGGUCGUCUCCCCGGGCCCUGCGGCCGCUCCGGCAGCCGGCCCUCACCUCCAGCCCUCGCCGCUUGCUGACCACAGCCCCGGCCGACAAGAGGCACACCUGGAAGAACUCAGCAGUCAGAUGGGGUCUUGCCGUUGCUGCCGUCUACUGGUAUAACACCAGCCCCAUAUUCGCUGACGAGGUGACCCCUCGCACAGGCCCUGCGCCGCCCCAGUUCUCCGACUCCGAUCUCCCUACCGUCGAUGUCGUCAUCGAAGAGAAGCGAAAGCAGGCCGAUGCCAAUGCGCGCCAGUCCCUCAAGCAGUCUGGCACCUCGUCACCACCAGAUGAUGUAGCUAGCGCUGUAGUUGCGGCGCCCACGACUUCUCCCGCGCCCGGCCCUGGCGCCGAGUCAGCGGGCGCGCUGGAGGAGGAAGCAGGUCAGCAGGGCGCCUUCAACCCGGAGACGGGCGAGAUCAACUGGGACUGCCCCUGUCUCGGAGGAAUGGCCCACGGGCCUUGCGGAGAGGAGUUCAAGACCGCCUUCAGCUGCUUUGUCUACUCCAACGAGGAGCCCAAGGGCAUGGAUUGCAUUGACAAGUUCCAGGGUAUGCAAGACUGCUUCCGAAAGUAUCCCGAGAUAUAUGGCUCUGAGCUAGCCGACGAGGACGAGGAGGCAGAUGCGCCAGCCCCGACUAUCGAGGGCGUAUCGGCCGCAGGAAGCACUAAUCUCCCGGCGGUGGCCGAUCGAGACCAGACCCCGGAGACUGCCCAAUCCAAGGUCGACGCGCCGCAGCCCAGCUCCGAGCAACCCGCAGCAGCAGCUGAGCAGAAGAGGAUCGCAGCUUCAGAGCACAAUGUCCCGAAGAAGGCGUUCGACGCCACGGCUGCGAACGACAAGAAGAAGGACGAGUCGGAGUAA